CUUGACAGACUCGACAACACAUAAUACCACACAUGGGAAUCCAGACGCUGCCUCAAUAAUGCAUUUUAGAAUUACAUUAUCUUCUUCUCUCUCCUUUUGGGAUUGAUUUGGUUAGGUGUUUGUUUUAGGUAGUGAGAAAAGUGUUUUUUUUUCUUUUUUUUUGGGAUUUUAAUUUUGAUUUAGGUUUGGGUGUGUUGUGGAAAUGGAAAUGGGGAUAGAAACUCCAUUGUUGAUAAAUGUUGAAGGUCCAGACACGACCUACCGGCUGAUCAAACGCCAUUCAGUUGCUUCUCUCAAACGUGAUUUCUUCUCCAAAUUGCCAGACAAGGUUAAGUCUGGGCUUGAUGAUCCUGAUCAAACCCUUUUUGAAAUUGAUCUUUCUAAAGCCACUGGCUUAAUUGAAGGGGAGAAAGAAUACUAUGAAAGACAAUUUGCGACAUUGAAGGCUUUUGAAGAAGUUGACUCUCUGGAUACAUCCCGUGUCAUUGAUAAUGAACAAGAUCUUCAAGAACAAGCCCAGCAUGAAAGAGCCAUGAACAUUUCUAAUUGGGCUAAUAUUUUUUUACUUGCAUUCAAGAUAUAUGCUGUGAUAAAAAGUGGAUCAUUGGCCAUUGCUGCAUCAACAUUAGACUCUCUGCUUGAUCUUAUGGCUGGGGGCAUUCUUUGGUUCACACACCUGUCCAUGAAAAACAUCAACAUCUACCAAUACCCCAUUGGCAAACUGAGAGUCCAACCAGUUGGUAUCAUCAUCUUUGCUGCUGUCAUGGCUACUCUAGGUAAUGUCAUUUCUCUCAGGUUCUGUUCAGAAAGUCUGAGAUUCAAGUCUUGAUAUCCUAUUUCACCU
Messenger RNA from Camellia sinensis, 844 nucleotides. Lineage: Eukaryota; Viridiplantae; Streptophyta; Magnoliopsida; Ericales; Theaceae. The record is from RefSeq and is a predicted model, not a curated record.